AUGGUGGUGCUUACCAAGGACCCCUACUUGGCCUCGCGGUUCAAGGAGAAGUUCACCCGCGACCAGUGGCCGCUCAACGCGGACGAGCUGAGGGUGGAGAGCGAGGCCAAGGAGGUGCAGCGCGAGCGCGUGUGCGCGCGGUGCGCCAAGGUCUACACGGAGAGGGACAACCACCCGGACAGCUGCCGCCAGCACCAGCGGUCGCUGCUGUGCCGCCUCAAGGUUGGUCUGCCGCCGACCACUCCGGGCGCGCAGCAGGCCGAGGAGCUCGUGGAGCUCAAAUCGAAGGAGGAGUAUCUCAAGCGCAUUGCGAGCAGCCGGGAGGAAGUGAUGCGCCUGAUCGACGCGCGCUGGAUGUGCUGUGGGCGCGGACCCUUUGACGACGGCGAGAGUAUGUGCCCCCACAUGGAGGCCGACCCUGCCGACCCAGACUUGUGA
Acanthamoeba castellanii str. Neff is the source of this 438-nucleotide messenger RNA. RefSeq lists its product as uncharacterized. The coding region runs from base 1 to 438 and encodes 145 amino acids. The transcript has a single exon. NCBI's taxonomy places the organism in Eukaryota, Discosea, Longamoebia, Acanthamoebidae. The record is from RefSeq and is a predicted model, not a curated record.